AUGACCAAACAAGAAAAUACCAAUGUUACUGCUGCUGCUACUACUUCUAAUACCUCCACUUGUACUAACCAUAAGGCGAACCAGUCAAAGAAACAACCACGUUCGAGAGGCCGUAGAGUUUCCAGUGUUCCCAACUGCAGCACUCGUAUGUUUACUUGUAAAGCAGAUGGCUGUGGUAAAGUUUUCAAAAGAUCUGAACAUUUAAAAAGACAUAUACGUUCAAUUCACACAUUAGAAAAACCUUUUGAAUGCCCAUACCAAAGUUGUAACAAACGUUUCUCAAGAUCGGAUAAUUUAAACCAACAUAUCCGCAUUCACCGACAUAGCAAUCAAAAGGAUCAUAACAAUCAUAUGUCUUCCACUUCUAAAACAUCUGCCAAAGCUGCUUAUAUGAAACUAAGUCAUCCUUCUCCUCCCACUACUACUGUCAGUAGCAUCCAUUCUCAUUCUCAUCCACAUCAUCACACUCAAAGUCAAUAUCAGCAUCAUUAUACCUCUUCUAAUACUCAUACCACCUUUGCUAAUUUUAUUUAA
Mycotypha africana is the source of this 534-nucleotide messenger RNA. RefSeq lists its product as uncharacterized. The transcript is spliced from 2 exons. Gene Ontology annotation, molecular function: DNA-binding transcription factor activity, RNA polymerase II-specific; RNA polymerase II cis-regulatory region sequence-specific DNA binding. Gene Ontology annotation, biological process: regulation of transcription by RNA polymerase II. Gene Ontology annotation, cellular component: nucleus. NCBI's taxonomy places the organism in Eukaryota, Fungi, Mucoromycota, Mucoromycetes, Mucorales, Mycotyphaceae. The record is from RefSeq and is a predicted model, not a curated record. The coding region runs from base 1 to 534 and encodes 177 amino acids.